This is a messenger RNA of Colletotrichum orchidophilum, 1275 nucleotides long. Its product is annotated as subtilase. Bases 1 to 1275 code for a protein of 424 amino acids. The record is from RefSeq and is a predicted model, not a curated record. The transcript has 3 exons. Gene Ontology annotation, molecular function: serine-type endopeptidase activity. NCBI's taxonomy places the organism in Eukaryota, Fungi, Ascomycota, Sordariomycetes, Glomerellales, Glomerellaceae. Gene Ontology annotation, biological process: proteolysis.
AUGGUUCGCGCUACCGCCCUCAUCGCAGCCGUGUUGCCCGUCGCUCUUGCCGCUCCCUUCGGCUUGAGCAAUAGCGCUACUCCCUCCAAGGACUCGGGUUCCUUCAUGGGUGUUCCCAUCUCGAACCUCAACGCCGCCGACCUGAUUCCCAACAAGUACAUUGUCGUCUACAACAACACCUUUGACGACGAUGCCAUCACUUCCAAGAUGUCCUCCUUCUCUGCUGCCAUCAAGAAGCGCAACAUCGGCAAGCGCUCCCUCGACGGUCGUGCCCUGAGCACUUCGACCCGCCACUUCAAAAUGAACCAGUGGCGCGCCACUGUCAUGGAGGCAGACGACUCCAUGAUCAUGAGUGUCAUGAACGCCGAGGAGGUUGCCUAUGUCGAGCAGGACGCCAAGGUCAAGAUCUCUGCCACCGUCUCCCAGACCAAUGCUCCCCCCGGUCUCGUACGCAUCUCUCAUUCCACUGCUGGUGAGACUGGCUACGUCUUUGACCAGGCUGGUGGCGACGGCAUCACCGCCUACAUUGUCGACACCGGUAUUCUCACCACCCACUCCGAGUUCCAGGGCCGCGCGACGUUUGGCGCCAACUUCAUCAACAAUGUCGACACUGACGAGAACGGACACGGCUCUCACGUUGCUGGCACCAUUGGUGGCCAGACUUUCGGUGUUGCCAAGAACGUCAACCUCAUUGGAGUCAAGGUUCUUGAUGGCGAUGGCGCUGGCUCCAACUCUGGCGUUCUUGAUGGCAUGCAGUUCGUCAUUGACGACGUCGCCAAGAGGAACCUCACUGGCAAGGCUGUUAUGAACAUGUCCCUCGGUGGCUCUGCUUCUGCUGCUGUCAACCGCGCCAUCCAGGCUCUUGCCAACGCUGACAUUGUCCCUGUCGUCGCUGCUGGAAACGAGAACCAGGAUGCUGGCAACACCUCGCCCGCUUCUGCCCCCAACGCCAUCACCGUUGGUGCCAUUGACGCCCGUAACGAUCGCAAGGCUUCCUUCUCCAACUUUGGCAAUGUUGUCGACAUCUUUGCCCCGGGUGUCAACAUUCUCUCGGUCGGUAUCACCUCUGAUACCGCCACCAACACCCUCUCUGGCACCUCCAUGGCCUCCCCUCACGUUGCCGGCCUGGCCGCCUACCUGAUGGGUCUUGAGGGCCUCAACACCGUCAAGGCUGUCACCGACCGCAUGCUCGCCCUUGCUGAGGCCUCGGGCGCCUCUGUCCAGCGCAACACCGCUGGCACGACCAACCUGAUUGCCAACAACGGUCAGCUCUAG